Molecule: messenger RNA, 1959 nt
Organism: Ruditapes philippinarum (Manila clam)
Lineage: Eukaryota; Metazoa; Mollusca; Bivalvia; Venerida; Veneridae
Exons: 5
Coding region: 189-1277 (362 amino acids)
Molecular function (GO): zinc ion binding
Source: RefSeq, a predicted model, not a curated record
AGAAUAUCAUUUGUACGUUAAACGGGGAGUAGUUAUUUGUAAGUGAGAUAUCAAAAUAUUUACUUAACUUUUAGUUAACAGUGGAUUAAAACAAUAGUUAAAGCCUUAAGAAAAAAAAAAGAAACUAAUUGUUGGUUAUUUAUUUCAUAGAUAAUUUUUCAAUAUAUCGUGACUUUUGUUAAAUAAAGAUGGGAAAGAAAGGCAGAAAAGUAAAAAAGGAUGUAUUUUCUGCAUUUUGUGACAAACAUCCUAAGCAUGCUAUAGAAAUGUUUUGUGUGGAUUGUGACAAACUGGUCUGUGUAAUUUGCCAAGCUACAGAGCAUAAAAGUGGCGAUCAUACGAUGAUACUAACAAUCGAAGAAGCUUCUAUUGACUGCGCUGAAACUAAGGAGUUUUUAGAGUAUAAAGACAAACUUAAUACAGUUUUCACACGUGGAAAUGAAACAUUGGCAGAGAAUAACAAACUAACUUCAAUAACGGAUCAAUUGAAAAAAGAAGCAGAAUCUUUGAUUAAGAAGCAUAAACAGGACUUGAUUGAUCAGAUUGAAAAACAUCACAAGAAAUUAUAUGAGAGUAAUAAUCUUAAGUACGAACAAUCAAAGAAAAGAUUACAUAGUGUGAAUAAGCAAUUGUGUAAGAAUAAGAAUAAAACCGCAGAGAUUCACCAGGAAAUCGAUGCAAAACAAAAGAGUGGACAAAGCGUGGCAUUGUUUAUAGCUAUGAAAAAAUCACAAGAUAAUUUACGGCAAAUUGACAUUGAGCUAAAAGAAAUUGAAAAGUCAAAUUUUGUUGAAAGGUAUGAGUUUCAAGCAGGGCACAUGGUGAGACAGCUUUUGGAGGAAGAGAAAGAAUUUGGUGAUUUGCUAGUAAUGGCGACAAAGUCUCCCAAAGUAUCGCCACGUGAAUUAAAACCUCGUGGUGUUUUUGUGUUACCUCGUCAGAGCAUUGAUACAAGACAAGCAGAAGUUGCAGAUAAAGAUGAACAGGAUGGUUAUGUAUCGCCACGUGAAUUAAAACCUCGUGGUGGUUUUGAGUUACCUCGUCAGAGCAAUGAUACAAGACAAACAGUAGUUGUAGAUGAAGAUGAACAGGAUGAUUACGAACCUGUGGAACAAUAUGCCGGAAACGGACCAAUAAAUGAUCAGAGGACCCCACAAGAACCUUCUCCGCGCAGAGAUUCUACUCAGUCCUUGAAUGUUUUAUUCAAUGAAGAAACAAACCAACUAAAACGUUUUAGCGGCGACAUCUUCAAAUACCCAAGCACAGGUAUGUGUUGAUAAUUAAAAUUCACUUCAGCACAUAUAUGCUCAGAUUUAAAAAGUCUAUUUUCCGUCGCCCAAAGCGUUAUUCGUCACACGUUUAAUAUCGUAAUCUAAAAUACUUUCUUCCAAACCACUGAGUAGAUGUUUUCCUAUCUUAACUGAUUAUAAAUGACAGAUAGAUAGCCCAAUACAUAUUUUCUGGUUCAACGCCUAAAAAGGCCAAAGAAGCUUGAUAUAUUUUAAAAUUGGGCUGUUUUUGUUAUAAACUCAAGAUAAAAUCUUGAAUAUUUUUUGCCUAUCGAGCCUCUACAAUAAUGUGUAAAUGUGUACAACAGCGGCGACCUGUGACUACUUUCAAUAUUAAUUUUCAAUAAAACGAUAUUGUCAAAAGAAUAAUUUUUUUUUAUCUCUUUUAUUUUUCAAUCAAAAUAUACAAACAUUCAAAUCAUAGUACAUGUAAUUGAAUACAUAAAAAUAAUGUCAAAUCAAUGUUAUCAAAUUAUGACAAGUAUAUUAGUAUCUUAAGAUCUUUUUAUAAAAGUUUUUGAAAGAAGAAAAUGAGUGCUAAGAAAAUCUGAUGCAUCAUAAGUAUGAAAGAGAGAAAAGAAAGUGUUUAAAGAAAGGAACGAUAAAUAAAGAAUGGGAGAAGAAAAAACGAGAGAUAAAAGAUAAAGAUCUGUUAUGUCCCUAUUAAAAG